AUGUCGCGCCUGUUCCUCGCCUGCCUGCUGGCCGUGUUCCCAGUGGUCUCCAUGAAGAGCCCCAUCUUCGGUCCCGAGGAGGUGGCCAGUGUGGAAGGCCGCUCGGUGUCCAUCACGUGCUACUACCCGCCCACCUCCGUCAACCGGCACACGCGCAAGUACUGGUGCCGGCAGGGAGCCAGGGGCCACUGCACAACCCUCAUCUCCUCGGGCGGCUACGUCUCCAGCGACUACACGGGCAGAGCCAACCUCACCAACUUCCCGGAGAGCGGCACGUUUGUGGUGGACAUCAGCCACCUCACACAGAACGACUCGGGGCGCUACAAAUGUGGCCUGGGCAUUAGCAGCCGUGGUCUCAACUUCGACGUGAGCCUGGUGGUCAGCCAAGAUCCUGUACAGACAAGUGAUGUCCACGUCUACCCUGUAGAACUGGGCAGGACCGUGACCAUCAACUGCCCUUUCACGAAAGCAAAUUCUCAGAAGAUAAAAUCCCUGUGCAAGAAGAUAGGCCAGACUUGUGUCCAGAUCAUUGACUCCACCGGGUAUAAGAGCUUUGACUAUGCCGAGAGAGCGCAUCUCAGUAUCCUGGGUACCGACACAUCAGUGUUCAGCGUUGUCAUCAACCAAAUCAGGAGCAGUGAUGCUGGGACGUAUGUCUGCCAGGCUGGAGACGAUGCCAAAGCAGAUAAGAGCAACGCUGUCCUCCAGGUGCUAGAGCCUGAGCCUGAACUGAUUUACGGAGACUUGAGGAGCUCGGUGACCUUUGACUGCACCCUGGGCCCCGAGGUGGCAAAUAUGGCCAAAUUUCUGUGCCUGCAGAAGAACGGGAAAGCUUGUGAUGUGGUCAUCAACACAUUGGGGAAGAAGGCUCAGGACUUCCAGGGCAGAAUCCUGUUCCAGGCCAAGACCAACGGCGUCGUCAGCGUGCACAUUACCAGCCUGAGGAAAGAGGACGCGGGGCGCUACGUGUGCGGGGCCCAGCCUGAGGGUGAGCCCCAAGAGGGCUGGCCUGUGCAGGUUUGGCAGCUCUUCGUCAAUGAAGAGACCGCGAUCCCCCCAAGUCCCUCCGUGGUGAAAGGUGUGAAGGGAGGCUCUGUGACCGUAUCUUGCCCCUACAACCCGAAGGACGCCAACAGCCUGAAGUACUGGUGUCGCUGGGAAGAGGCUCAAAGCGGCCGCUGCCCACAGCUGGUGCAGAGCCAGGGGCUGGUGAAGGAGCAGUACGAGGGCAGGCUGGCACUGUUCGCCGAGCCAGGCAAUGGCACCUACACCGUCAUCCUCAACCAGCUCACCGACCAGGACACCGGCUUCUACUGGUGCGUGACCGACGGCGACUCACGCUGGACGUCCACAGUGGAGCUCAAGGUUGUCGGAGGAGAACCAAGCCUCAAGGCACCCAAGAACGUCACGGCUUGGCUGGGAGAGCCCUUCAAGCUCUCCUGCCACUUCCCCUGCAAGUUCUACUCCUUUGAGAAGUACUGGUGUAAGUGGAGCAACAAAGGCUGCAGCGCCCUGCCCACCCAGGAUGACGGCCCCAGCCAGGCCUUUGUGAACUGCGACCAGAACAGCCAGAUCGUCUCCCUGAACCUGAACACGGUCACCAAGGCGGAUGAAGGCUGGUACUGGUGCGGAGUGAAGGAGGCCCAUCAGUACGGAGAGACAGUGGCUGUCUACGUGGCGGUGGAGAACAGGGUGAAGGGGUCCCAAGACACCAAGCAAGUGAACGCUGCUCCUGGGGGGGCAGCAAUAGAAUCAAGGGCCAGGGCGAUCGAGAACAAAGCCGUUCUGGACUCCAGGUUUUUCGCAGAGGAAAGCGCCGUGAAGGAUGCUGCUGGUGGGCCCGGAGCACCCGUAGAUACCAGCCGCCCUGCAGAACACGGCGGCAGCUCCAAAGUGCUCGUCUCCACCCUGGUGCCCCUGGGCCUGGUGCUGGCCGCGGGGGUCGUGGCGAUUGGAGUGGUCCGAGCCCGGCACAGGAAGAAUGUUGACCGGAUUUCAAUCAGGAGCUACCGGACGGAUAUCAGCAUGUCGGACUUUGAGAACUCCAGGGAUUUUGAAGGACGUGACAACAUGGGAGCCUCUCCAGAGGCCCAAGAGACGUCUCUCGGAGGGAAGGACGAGUUUGCCACCACUACCGAGGACACGGUGGAGAACAAAGAACCCAAGAAGAUGAAGAGGUCAUCCAAGGAGGAAGCCGACGAGGCCUUCACCACCUUCCUCCUCCAGGCCAACAACCUGGCCUCCGCCGCCACCCAGGAUGGCCCAAGAGAAGCCUAG
Molecule: messenger RNA, 2277 nt
Organism: Rangifer tarandus platyrhynchus (Svalbard reindeer)
Lineage: Eukaryota; Metazoa; Chordata; Mammalia; Artiodactyla; Cervidae
Source: the annotation of a GenBank genome assembly